AUGGCUUUUACGGCUCUGUUCACCCUGCCCCUACUUUUCCUGGCUGCGUUCCAAUGUAUUCCAGUCCGCGCUAUCUGGAAUCUUCAAGAGCAAGAAACCGCGAAAUGCAUCGACUAUAUUGCCGUCUUGAGACUGACGGUUGUAUACGAGAUCAUCGCUGAGACUAUCCUAUUCAGUCUUCCUAUCCCGAUUGUAUGGAAGCUGCAGAUGAAGACUGCAAAGAAGAUACAGCUACUCAUCUUCUUUAGCCUUGAACGGGUUCAAGAUGCCCACGAAUAUUCCUUCAAGCUACACCACGGACCGCAGCACUUACAACUCUACGAGCAAACGAAGCUACAAGUCAUUGCAGGACAAAAAUAA
Messenger RNA from Alternaria viburni, 360 nucleotides. RefSeq lists its product as uncharacterized. The transcript is spliced from 2 exons. The coding region runs from base 1 to 360 and encodes 119 amino acids. Lineage: Eukaryota; Fungi; Ascomycota; Dothideomycetes; Pleosporales; Pleosporaceae. The record is from RefSeq and is a predicted model, not a curated record.